CAUAGGCCCUGGGUGCGUGGGGGCCUGGGUGCGCAGGUCCGCUGGUCCUGGGCAAGGCCCCCGGGGCCGAAACUUCCUCUUGCAGCUCGGCACAGGAUGCAGCUUGUUCUUUCCCCGGCUCGUGAAGCCAUUGCGCAAACCACCCUGGUCAAAGUGCGCUUGCUGCCCAGCAUCUUAGGGCCCGCGGAGCCGGCGGGGGUGUGCGGGGCGCGAGGCAGCAUGGACAGGAGGUGCGCAGACCUGGAGUCCAGCCUGAAGCAGCUGGGCAAGGCAGAGCUGAAGGAGUUCAAGGUCAAACUGAACAAGUAUAAGCCCCAGGGAGGCUUCCAGCCGGUGCUGUGGAGCGAGCUGGAGAGCGCCGACGCGCUGGACAUUGUCCGGGUGCUGCGCGGCCACUUCCUGGAGCCCUACGCCUUGCAGGUGGCUGCCAACAUCAUGGCUCUCAUCAACAAGAAGGAGCUGGAGUCGACACUGUGGCAGGCCCAUGGUAAGACGGGGCGUGGGCUGGUGCAGGGACAGCAGCGGGGGUCCGACCCCCCCCCCGGUCAGCUGGCUGGGAGGCCGGGAAACAUGGGGGUGUUGGGCAGGGGUGCGGAUGGACCAGAGCAGGGACAGGGGAAGGGGCUAAGAGGGUAGGGAGGAAGUGGGGGA
Alligator sinensis (Chinese alligator) is the source of this 651-nucleotide messenger RNA. RefSeq names its product apoptosis-associated speck-like protein containing a CARD. The coding region runs from base 97 to 636 and encodes 179 amino acids. Lineage: Eukaryota; Metazoa; Chordata; Crocodylia; Alligatoridae. The record is from RefSeq and is a predicted model, not a curated record. The transcript is spliced from 2 exons.